AUGGAGAUGGAAUCACCAGAAGUGGAUCUCUCAAACCAUCCAUCCGGAAUUGUUCCCACUCUCCAGAACAUCGUUUCCACCGUUAACUUAGACUGUAAACUGGACCUGAAAUCCAUAGCUUUGCAAGCCAGAAACGCUGAGUACAACCCCAAGCGUUUCUGCGCCGUGAUUAUGAGGAUCACGGAGCCCAAAACCACCGCCCUGAUCUUCGCCACCGGGAAGAUGGUCUGUACGGGCGCCAAGACCGAGGAGCAGUCGGAGCUGGCGGCCCGGAAGUACGCCAGGAUCAUUCACAAGCUUGGGUUCCCCGAUGUCAAGUUCAAGAACUUCAAGAUUCAGAACAUUGUCGGUUCCUGCGACGUGAAAUUCGCCGUCGGGAGGAAUAACCAGACUCUCAUUGGGAAGAAGAAGCAUUGA
Molecule: messenger RNA, 417 nt
Organism: Oldenlandia corymbosa var. corymbosa
Lineage: Eukaryota; Viridiplantae; Streptophyta; Magnoliopsida; Gentianales; Rubiaceae
Source: the annotation of a GenBank genome assembly